AUAUUACCUUUCCUUUCUUCAUCAACAACUGUUACCUAUCACACCGGUAUACCAGACCCAAUUAAUAUCGAGAAUGAAGGGUUUCGGCUCUCUAUUCACUCUCGCUUCACUCCUGCUGGUCGCGACGGCUAGUAAUGUCAUCGAUUUAACCUCCGAUAACUUCGACAAGGAGAUUCUGCAGAGUGGAAAGCCGGCGUUGGUUGAAUUUUUCGCCGUGAGUUUUUCUGGAUUUGAAUCUGAAUCUGCAAACCCUCGAGACCUGGUGCUGACGUCGUUCACUCAAUAGCCGUGGUGCGGACGUAAGUUAAUUGGGCCGUAUCGUGACAGGAUGAUGAUGAUGGCUAAUCUGAGAUGGAAUACCGGUAGACUGCAAGAAUCUUGCCCCUGUCUACGAGGAGCUUGCGGAUUCGUUUGCCAGUCAGAAGGACAAAGUGACAAUCGCUAAAGUCGAUGCCGAUAGUAUGUCACUAUUACCACAUGGACGCUUGCGCCCCGAGCUUCGAUUUCCCUCACUAAAGUAUCUGCAGAUCACAAGGCACUCGGAAAGCGGUUUGGCGUCACCGGUUUCCCAACAUUGAAGUGGUUUGACGGAAAGUCCACCGAUCCUAUUCCAUACGAAUCCGGUCGGGACUUGGAAGCACUCCAAGCGUUCGUUAUGGAGAAAGUCGGUGGGUUGAAGCUUAAGGCCAAACGUGAAGUACCAAGCAACGUUAUUGUGCUUAAUGAUGCCAACUUCGACAAGAUUGUUCACGACGAGAAGAAGGAUGUCUUGGUUGAGUUCUAUGCGGUUUGUCAACCUGAGUUGUGUUUAAUGUAGUCAUUGCUAACCCGAGCUUAUAGCCAUGGUGCGGUCACUGCAAGAACCUUGCCCCGAUCUAUGAGAAGCUCGCCAAGAACUUCGCCUCUGAGACUAACGUUGUGGUUGCCAAACUUGACGCCGACUCUCCUGGUGGGAAGGCCUCUGCUGAGAAGUACGGAAUUACUGGUUUCCCCACCCUAAAGUGGUUCCCUAAGGGAACUUCCGCCAAGGAGCCCCUUUCCUAUGAGUCUGCCAGGUCCGAGGAGGCAUUGACCCAGUUCAUUAAUGAGCAUGCCGGUACCCACCGUGUUGUUGGCGGAGGCGUCGAUGGUGCGGCUGGAAGAAUUGCUUCUUUGGACACCAUUGUCCAGAAGCUUAUUUCGGGAGAGAGGGAUGCCGAGAAGGAGCUGGCAAAGGCCGCCGAGGAGGUCAAGGAGAAAUAUGCUGCAUACUACCUUAAAGCAGCCGAUAAGCUCUCCAAGAAUGCGGAUUAUGCCAAGAAGGAGAUCAAGAGGUUGGAGGGAAUUGCCGCUAAGGGCGGUUUGGCCCCGGAGAAGUAAGUGCACUUCUACCAACUCACGCUAGUGCAUACAGCUUACAGCGACCCAGGUUGGACGACAUCCUAAGCCGCAAGAACAUCCUCACGCAGUUUCUCUCCAAGGAGAAGGAAGGGGAGAGAGAGGUUAAGGAUGAGUUGUGAAACGUUGAUUUCUUUGAUUUCUGCUUAUUUAAGAUUGACUUUACGCUUCGUUUUUCCCAGUCCUGGGAUGUUUACUCGGAUUAUCUUCAUGGUCCAACGGGGUUUUUGUAGAACUAGGUUACGUAGAAAAGUGUAUGAACCAUGACAAAUGCUUUAAUACAAAUUAAUCUCGCGGGGUGGGAUUUUGCUUUCCGGAGAACUAGUGUUCUAUGAUAUGACUUAUCAUAACUUGUUUGUGAAAAGACAAUCAUGUGACGAGAGAUAAAGGUAUUUCCGGGGAAAAGCGAGUUAGAUGAAGUAUGUCAUGAUACUUUUAUUACAGUACUUUUUCGUCUC
Tuber aestivum (summer truffle) is the source of this 1835-nucleotide messenger RNA. NCBI's taxonomy places the organism in Eukaryota, Fungi, Ascomycota, Pezizomycetes, Pezizales, Tuberaceae. The record is from the annotation of a GenBank genome assembly.